GAUCAGCUCCCUAGUUCAGCAGUCAGGGCACCGAUCAGGGUGCUGGCCAUUUUAAGGGCUGUCUCAAUCGCAGAAUCUUUCCAGAGCACUGGAAUGUUUGCUCGUUAAAAGAUCCCACAAUGCACUGCAAAAACCAGGGAGUGUCGAUACUGACCUUGGUCCCUUACCGGAAAUGACGUCGUGUUUUCUGACGGCACUCAGCUCGGAAAAAAUGGCGGACGAACUCUCGGCCAGCUUCGUGUACGAAUGCUGAGUGUGGCGAGCAAGAGCCAUGCCGCUGUUGAAGAGGAACAUCGAGCCCCGGCACCUGUGCCGUGGUGCGCUGCCCGAGGGCAUCGGAAAUGAGCUGGAGUGUGUAAUGAACAACACACUCUCUGCCAUAAUCCGCCAGCUCAGCUGUCUCAGUAAGCACGCGGAGGACAUAUUUGGUGAGCUGUUUCACGAGGCCAACGCGUUUUAUCUGCGCGCCAACUCCCUGCAGGAUCGCAUCGAUCGGCUCGCCGUCAAGGUCACUCAGCUGGACUCCACGGUGGAGGAGGUCUCUCUGCAGGACAUUAACAUGAGGAAGGCCUUUAAGAGCUCUACAGUACAGGACCAGCAGGUGGUGUCCAAGAGCAGCGUGCCAAUCCCUGUGAAAGAGAUGCACGGGCUGAGUGACCCGCCUCCCCCCCUCAACAUCCUCUCACCAUACAGGGACGAUAAUAAGGACGGGCUGAAAUUUUACACGGACCCCUCGUACUUCUUCGACCUGUGGAAAGAGAAAAUGCUGCAGGACACGGAGGACAAGAGGAAAGAGAAAAGACGACAGAAGGAGCAGAAGCGCUGUGUGGACGGCACACUGCAGAGAGAGGUGAAGAAGGUGCGAAAGGCUCGGAACAGGCGUCAGGAGUGGAACAUGAUGGCCUUCGAUAAGGAACUGAGGCCCGAUCUGCGGCACGGGCACACGGUGCACAGAGGAGGAUCGUCUGAAGGCUCCAUGUCACCAGAAAACAGGUCUCACGGCCAAGACCACCUGGACCACGGCUAUCUGACCAUGUCCAACCACGCAGGCCACGCCCACACGUACUCCGGUCCAACCCCCAGCAUGGCAGCCCUCUCGGCUCACGCCCACAGGUCAGGGUCUGUGGCAUACCGCUCGGGCACACUAGGCCGCCCACACCAGGCCCCGCCCCCUCCUCCACCCACAGAAUGCAUGAACGGCUCCAUGCCCCUCCCACUAAUGGACUACAGUAUGGAUUACAUGAACUCAGUCUCGCCCCCUCCACCCCCAGCUCCUCUCAUUCCAUCAUCCCAAACAGCCUUUGCUCUGCCCUCCAUGGGCCCACCUCUAGGCCCGCCUGCUGUAGGCGGAGGUUACAUCCUGCCUGCUUCACCUGCCUCUGGACCAUUGACUGCUCCUCCUCCGCCAGGGCCGCCACCUCCUCCACCUAACACCACCCAACCCAUCACACCCAAACGCCCACCUGUGCCCACUGAAACCCCGCCCAUGAACGAUGCCCGCAGCGACCUUCUAGCAGCCAUACGCAUGGGUAUCCAGCUAAAGAAGGUGCAGGAGCAGCAGGAGCAGCAGGCAAAGCGAGAGCCGGUGGGGAACGACGUGGCCACCAUUCUGUCCCGCCGCAUAGCCGUGGAGUACAGCGACUCCGAGGAUGACUCUGAGUUAGAGGAUAAUGACUGGUCUGACUAGAAACACACACACACACACACACACACACACACACUUACUCCCUUUUACCGUGACACUGCAGUGUCUACAGUACAGAGACAUGCAGAAGCACUCAAAAGUUUGGACCUGAUUGAAUGUGUUUAUUAUCGGUUUGAUCAAAAGGUUUCAUCUCGAAAGUUGUUUCUAAGACAAGGUUUCUAUCCGAUUUAAAGGAAAUUUUAUUUAGAAGGGAAAAACAGUCGAGCGGCUUCAAAACAUUAAGGCUGAAUGAUGUUGUGCCUUCUAUUGAUAACUGUUUGUAUGAAAAAUAACGCAGGUUAAUGUUAGAGUUAGGGUUAACGUAAUAAUUUUUUUAUAAAUGAAGUCAUAUGUAAUUCAACUAAAUCAAACCACAUCACCCUUGUUGUUUUGAAUUCAUUUUCCAUGCGAUCAGGUUUGUUCAAAGUCUGCUUUACAGAAUCGAAACUAUGACAUUUGAUUUGUUUAAUUUUUUUUUUUUUUGCUCACGGCAAAAAUCUCUACAGCUUAGUUUAAAUGUGGAAAACGGUCAGAUAAAUUCACUGAAGCAGCGAUUAAGGGGUCCAAGCACAAUGCAGUGGACUGGCAAUGCUGAAUGCGUGAUUUGAAAUAAUGAAAUAAUUCACUUGACACACUUUUCCACUUUGUGUAAGGAUGAAAUCAAACUUCCUAAAUUCUUUUCAGACGGGAGAUCUCUAGACAUGUAUUUGUUAAGUAAAGUUUCUGGUAAUUAUGAUCAGUUUGCAUGGGACAAGCAAUUUAUUAAUUUCAUAGAUGGUGAAAUAUGAUGUACUGUACUCUUUCCAGAUACAUAUACAAUGUAAUAGCAAACUCUGUAGUCAAAAAUAGGGGAAUAAUGUAGAAUGAUGUGGACAGUUUUUGCACGUAACGAUGGUGAUGGUGUAAAAUAUCUGCCAAGCAUGAAAUAUCUUCGGCUACUGAAUAAGAAAAACUAUGAAAUGUGGAAUAAUGAUUCUGUGACGAAUGUAUUUGGAAGAAAUAUCCAAAGGAUGUCCAACACUGGCUCGUUGUACCACCUUUGCUGCUUGGACCCCUAAUAAAAUAUGGUGUGUCCAAACUUUUGACUGGUUCUGUGCAAUCAAACUCCACAAUAUGAUGCUCAUCCAGCUGUUUAUUUAGAUAUUAGAUUUAUUUUUUUUUAAAAAUACAAAAACAACAAUUCAUUAGUUAAAAGCAGCUGAGAUUCAAACUUUCUUCGUGAUUGUAACAAACGUGUCAGAAUUGUCGAAGCGACUAGGCGAGACGGUUGGGUUAAAUAGAAAAAAACACCACUGUGAGAUUCUAGCUAUGCAUGAAGCAGACUUGAAGGUCACAUGACCUGGACAUCCCUUAAGAGAGCUGAAGGAAACGAUGGCUGGGAGAACUCCACUCUCGUGACGACGACCGAAAUGGAUUGUCUGCUCAGAGACCCGUCAAGGCCCUCAUCGUGGAAACGGGUUCUUGCGGGACUGGCGUCUCUAUGGAAACAGUACAGCUGGGAUGCAUGAUCUCCAUGGCAACCGUGGGGUCUAGGUGGCGAGCAGAUGAAAUAAACCAAGCGCAGGCCGGGUUAUUUUUAAUGCACAGCACAUUCUUUUAAUACAAAAAUUAACAAGAAUCUCUCGAUUUUUAGACUAACCAAAACAAUAAAAAGAGAGCACUAACACUUUGGAAAAAUAUACAACACAUUCAUGUAAUGUCUUACAACAUCUCAGUUAAAUAGUGCAUGUUGAUUAUCGUUUUUUGUUUAAUAAUAAUAAUCAUUUUGCAGAUACGUAUUUUUUUUGUUGUUGUCAUUGUUGUGCCAUUUCUCGAAAAAAUAAAGUGCAUUUCACAGUUAAGACUA
Molecule: messenger RNA, 3530 nt
Organism: Ictalurus punctatus (channel catfish)
Lineage: Eukaryota; Metazoa; Chordata; Actinopteri; Siluriformes; Ictaluridae
Gene: wasf3b
Product: WASP family member 3b
Exons: 9
Coding region: 272-1687 (471 amino acids)
Biological process (GO): positive regulation of Arp2/3 complex-mediated actin nucleation; actin cytoskeleton organization
Cellular component (GO): cytoskeleton
Molecular function (GO): Arp2/3 complex binding; actin binding; protein kinase A regulatory subunit binding
Source: RefSeq, a predicted model, not a curated record